Dentiscutata heterogama is the source of this 817-nucleotide messenger RNA. The record is from the annotation of a GenBank genome assembly. Lineage: Eukaryota; Fungi; Glomeromycota; Glomeromycetes; Diversisporales; Gigasporaceae.
GUACCAUCACUGGACUCGCUAAAAAUCUUAAGGGACGGAUACCAGAGCUCAAGGAGCAAAAAGUUGAGGAUAUUGGCAAUAAUUUCACACCUUCUAUUUUGGAUGUUUCUCUUAUUGAUGCAUGGAUAAAAGUCAGCGAUAAGGAAUCAUUCGCUACAGCAAGAAAAUUGAUUAGUGAGGGAUUUAUGGCUGGGCCAUCAUCAGGAUCAGUUGUUAGUGCAGCUUUAUCUUACGUACAGAAGAAUAUACCUCCAACCACCAAAGCACGCAUACUUUGUAUUUUAAAUGAUACCGCAAAAAAUUAUUCUAGUACUUUGUUGUCAGAAGAUUGGUUAUUGGAAAAUGAUCUGAUGGAUGAGCAAACUAUUCAGAAACUUGAGUAUCAAAGAAUUGAAAAAUAUAGAGCGGCAAGUGUAGAAGAUCUCCAAUUACCAGCGGCAGUUACUGUGUUGCCUAAUGUAACAAUAGCCCAUGCGUUUGAUCUAAUGGUUGAAAGAGAAUUUUCACAGUUACCAGUGACCGAUUCGCAUCGUAAACUUCUUGGAUAUGUGUCAUUAACAUCUCUUCAAGAUAAAUUAGAUUCAGGUGAUGCGACCUUAACGGACGAAGUUUCUAAAUGGAUGUUUACUUUCGGAAGUAGAAAUUCACAGAAUCAAAUACGUCGUCAAAUAUAUCAAAUAAUUACACCUGAUACGCCAUUAUCUGAACUGGCAAAGUUUUUUGAGAAACAUAGUUUUGCCAUUGUUACAGAUAGUGAAAGGAAAUGGGCUUUAGCUGUUACAACAAAGAUGGACUUGAUUCGUUUUUUACGUUAUAG